CAUAUGAUUUCCAUCAUUUGGAACGUCACCGAUGUCAACAAAGCGCAAUACAUUUUUUCGUAAUGCUGAUAGCCGCGGCUUUCCCGAAACUAAGUGUUGUUGAUGAGUAAUCCGUCGUGGUGAAAUUCAUCACGGAGUCAAUCAGACAAUCAUCAACGAAGCGAUUUGGCAUAGUCGAGCAGUUUUGUUUACUCCAAUCAGGCAUGGAGGUCCCUUUCGAGCCAGAGAAGUUAACAUACCCCGAGAAGAAAUAUGAAUAUUUGGACCACACAGCUGAUGUGCAGCUGCACGCAUGGGGCACUAGCUUGAAGGAAGCCUUCGAACAAUGCGGCAUGGCGAUGUUCGGCUACAUGACCGAGCUGGAGUACGUUACGCCGCGACAGUGCUAUCAAAUCGAGGCCAAGGCAGAGGACGUGGAAGGUCUGCUCUUCCAUUUCCUCGACGAAUUGUUGUUCCUGUUCUCGGCGGAACCAUUUCUGAUUUGUAAAAAGCUGGAGAUCACAAAAUUUGAUCUAGAAACCUUCGAAAUCGAGUGCCUGUGCUAUGGGGAGCCCUUCGAAAUCGGCGUUCAUCCUCAAGGCACGGAGGUGAAAGCGAUAACAUACUCAGCAAUGCAAGUCGUGCAGGAACCUGACAAGAAUAUGUAUCAAGUGUUCGUUAUUGUGGAUAUUUAAUAAAUGACUUUUAGAUAAGAA
Messenger RNA from Hermetia illucens (black soldier fly), 695 nucleotides. RefSeq names its product protein archease-like (gene Archease). The coding region runs from base 204 to 674 and encodes 156 amino acids. Gene Ontology annotation, cellular component: tRNA-splicing ligase complex. The transcript is spliced from 3 exons. Gene Ontology annotation, biological process: tRNA splicing, via endonucleolytic cleavage and ligation. NCBI's taxonomy places the organism in Eukaryota, Metazoa, Arthropoda, Insecta, Diptera, Stratiomyidae. The record is from RefSeq and is a predicted model, not a curated record.